AUGUCAAGGGCUCCCAUACUCAUAAACGAUCUGGUCAAGGGGAACCAAGUCUGGAAAAUGCUGAUUAGGGUUGUUGAUCUUUGGGUUGUUAAUGAGAAAAAUGGCAAUCAACACCUUGAGAUGGUCAUUCAAGAUGUAAAGGAUGAUAAGAUUCAUGUGACAAGUUGGAACCGAGAUUUCAAAGAUUGGUUUGAACAAGUGAAGGAGCAUGAGACUUAUAUUAUGUAUAACGGAGAGCCCGUGGACAACGAAGGUCCUUUAAAAGUCUGUUCUCAUCCACUCAAGCUCGUCCUGAACGGAGGGACUACGAUGAUGAAGGCGGCGUUGCCCGACAUACCAACCCACAACUACAUACUUUUGAUUCUGUUAGGUCACAUGUCCAUGAAUGAAAUUGUUUCUAAUGUUGGUUUACUUGCUUCAUACUUUUUAGAUGUGAUAGGGGUGUUGCAAGAUGUUGUUAAGACUCAAAUGGGCGGUGGUAAUAGGAAAUCUUGUGUCAAUAUUACCUUGCGUGAUGUCGAAGGGAAUGUUAUCGAGGUGGCAUUAUGGGAAGCUUACGGCAAGCAAUUCAUGAACUACACUACCCCGAACAACACUUCUGGACCUACAGUUAUCGUUUUGACCCAUGCCUGGUGCAAGCCAAAUUCUGACUCUCUUCCUUACAAAUCUUUGUCUUGCAUUAUAGUUUCCGGUCUUCCGUCUCUUUCGAAUGCAUGGAAUGGAUCUAGACUUCUCAUUAACUUCGACCAUCCACAAGUGGCAGAUUUCAAAGCUAGUUUUGGAACUACUGAUUUAACUGGUAUACCUGACCUUUCCCAAUCAUUAACCUGCGAUUCUUCCAUUCAAUCUGCAAACAAGUUCUGGACUAACUUGAGUGAGGUCAGGAGUAUCCAUGCAAUCGCUGCGCCAGGAAAGGAUUCUUACGCAACGACUAUUGGCACUACCGUCGGUUUCAAAGCUUCCAAGAAUGGAUGGUAUUUUGAGUCUUGUGCUGGGUCAUCUGGAAAUACAGAUGCUGAACCUGUCAUAAAGUUCAAAGUUGAGGUUGAAGUUGUCUAUGGUGACCACAAUGGAACAUUUGUUUUUUGGGAUAAGGAUUGUAUUCCUUAUACAAAAAUGACUGCUAGGGAAUUGAGAGAGGUUAUGAAAGAGGCAGGAGAAGACAAUCCUAAAAUUUGGCCUGCUCAUCUAGAUGCUUUGUUGAAUAAAGAAUUUGUGUUCCGUGUCAAGUAUCAACAACAAUACCGACAAUUUUCUAUCGUUAAAAUACUUAACGAGGAGGGCCUUUACGCCAAAUUUGACAAAUACCUCACUCCAGAUGAGACCAUGCCACAACAGAACACUCUUGAAACAUCCACCACUGCUCCUAUACUUAUUCCUAACCAACUCACACAGACUUCAGAGCAAUCAAUCUGUGUUGAGCCUUACUCGGCUGCUAACCCGAAUUCGAGCCCAGAGGCAAGCUCCAACAGUACUCCAGCCAAGAGGGGAUCAGAGUCAACCUCGGUUAAUGAUACGAUCCAGGCUGAAGAGAUCACUCCCAAACAAUCCGCCACUAAGGCCAAGACUGGAAGGAAGCUUAAGCAUUUGAAGAAAGAGUAA
Vicia villosa (hairy vetch) is the source of this 1602-nucleotide messenger RNA. RefSeq lists its product as uncharacterized. Bases 1 to 1602 code for a protein of 533 amino acids. The record is from RefSeq and is a predicted model, not a curated record. Lineage: Eukaryota; Viridiplantae; Streptophyta; Magnoliopsida; Fabales; Fabaceae. The transcript is spliced from 10 exons.